AAAUUUACUCCCAUUCAUAUUUAUCUUAAAUAACCCUUCAAUCUGCGGGGGUCAAAAGCCUAAGCAGUAAGCAGAGCAAUGGUAGUGGUAGUUUUCUUGUGAAAAAAACAAAAACAAAAACGCCAAAUCGUGUGUCGUUUUACCUGCACCAACAGAAGAAACAAACGACACGCCGUUCUCAUUCCCAUUUCCCAGCGUGACAGUUAAAAGGGCAAGAACGCGUUGUCGCAUUGAAUGCACAAUGCAGGACCAUAGCGCGAAACCAACCGCUCAGAGUCACCACGGGCAAUGCGGUGGGAACUAAAAGCAGCUCCGUCGUUGCAGGCUUAAACGACAAUGCCUCCCACCACAGCCCAAACGCAGAACACAAAGCAGAGGGUACUCACGUGCCUCACCAAGCUCUCGGACCGCGACACGCACGCCGCAGCCGCAACGGAACUCGACUCCAUCGCGCGAACCCUGCACCCGCACUCCGUUCCGGUGUUCCUCUCAUGCAUCCACUCCACCGACGCUUCCGACAAAACGCCGGUGCGGAAGCAAUGCGUGCACCUCGUCGCCACGCUCUCCCACGCGCACGCCAACGCGCUCUCGCCCUUCCUCUCCAAAAUCCUCGCCAACCUCGUGCGCCGCCUCCGCGACCCGGACUCCUCGGUGCGAGCUGCGUGCGCCGACUCCGUCGCCGCACUGUCGGCGCGCGUCACCAGGCAGCCGUUCUCCUCCUUCCUCAAGCCGCUCGCCGAGGCGCUCUUCACGGAGCAGGAGCCGAGCUCGCAGGCCGCCGCCGCGCUCUGCCUCGCCGCCGCGAUCGCCGCGGCUCCGGAUCCGGACGCGCCCAGGCUCGCCAGGCUGCUCCCGAGGUUCGAGAAGCUUCUCAAGAGCAAGGUGUUUAGGGCCAAGCCGGCGCUGCUGGCGCUCGUCGGGAGCGUCGUCGAGGCCGGCGGCGCCGCGAGCCGCGCCGCGCUGAGGAAUUUGGUUCCCUGCCUUGUGGAGGCGCUGAGCAGCGAGGACUGGGCCACCAGGAAGGGCGCGGCGGAGGCGUUGAAGAAACUCGCGGUUGCGGAGAGGGACCUCUUGCCGGAGUUCAAGGAUGGAUGUUUGAAAGUUUUCGAGGAUCGGCGAUUUGAUAAGGUAAAGUUGGUUCGGGAGGUUAUGAUUCAGAUGUUGGAGGCGUGGAAGCAGAUUCCUGAUGUUUCGGAUGAAAUAUCUCCACCUCCUCAAUCGCUGUCUUCUUCUAAGGAGAUUGCUAGUGAUGGGCGGUAUCCUCCUGUCUCUCAAAAUUCAUGUAGUCCUGGCUCUGUAAUGAGUAAAUUGAGGAAGAAAUCGAGCCCGGUUAGCGGAUCAACUCCACCAGAUAGAUCUGUUGCUAGGAAUGCUAAAAGGAUGAGUGCAUUAAGUGGCAAUCGGGCGAGUUCAGGUGUUUUGCAGAAACUGAACCAUAACCAUUGGGAUGUUCGAGUUGCUGUGUCAAAUGUUCCUUAUCGUGGUGAACCUCAGCGGAGGGAUGAAGAUGUUUUGGAGAAAAGCAAAAAGGAUAAAAGCAGAUUUUUUAAGUCGGAAACAAAACGGGCUCUAUUCGAUAAAAAUUCUGAUGACAAAAUGCAUAAGUUUGGUGGGUCCAAAGCUGGAUCUCGUGUGGUUCCUUGCUCUGAAGAAAGUGAAGACUCAGGUCCUGUCUGUAAUGUAACUAAGGAUCUCCCUAGGAAUGACAAAGAGAGCGAGGAAUUAUCUUUGAUUCGAGCACAGUUAGUUCAAAUUGAGAAGCAGCAGUCAGGUCUGCUUGAUCUUCUACAGAAAUUCAUGGGGAGCUCUGAAAAUGGAAUGCGUUCCUUAGAGACUCGUGUGCAUGGCCUCGAGUUGGCAUUGGAUGAGAUUUCUUAUGAUUUGGCUAUAUCAAGUGGAAGGAUAACUAAAUCUGAUGCUCCUAAGAAUACAUGUUGCUUGCUACCUGGUGCUGAAUUUUUAAGCUCCAAAUUCUGGAAAAAAACACAGGGCCACCAUUCAUCCUACCGAUUCACAAGAUCUGGUGAUACUCCAUCACUAGCUUUGAGUCAGUACAGGGCUAAUAGGAAUGGUGAAAGCUUUCAUCAUAGCCACAGAUUUGGGGUCCAUGGUGAUGGAAGUUUCAUCACUAAUCCUCUGGCAGAGAUUAAAAUUAAUUCAAAGGAGAUUUCAGGCUCUGCAAGAUCAGAGCAAGCUUGAAAAACAGCAGAUGUAAGUUUGAUCUUCUGAUUAUCAACCUAUUGGUGGAAAAAUCCCUCCUCCAGAGAAGUGUGACAACGAUGUAUCAGAAUAUAUAUUUUUUAUGCCAGGAAACAUCGUAUAUUCGGAGGAUACCCAAUAGUAUUCGACUCUCUUUGGAGAAGGAGAAGCUGGCUAUAAUCAUAUGUUCUUCGUCAUGUUCAGAAUUUUAUUUGGUAUGCUACGAUAAUUGUAGGUAAAGAACGUAUUGGAGUGAGUUUAGGGCUAAAUAUUACUACUAUUUUCAGUAGAGGGUGUAUUUGUACAUAGGAGGAACAAUGCAACAGGCUGCUUACAUUUUGUGUUUGGAAAUUCGUUUGAAAGCAAAGAAAUCACGUCAAAUGAAGAUGCAAAAGUUACCACUUGAAGUUUCAACCCGGAUGUGAAAAAGCACGUCAUAUCUGGCUAUAAAUGCAGGACAUGCUGAUGAUUACUUGUUAACUACUAGAAAUUUACGAUAAAAAUAUUUAAACAUGAUUUAUUCUGCAUUGAAAUUAAUUUUAACUAAAAUUAAUUUGAAACACAUACACACAGAAAUGACUUCAUUUUUGUUUUGAUUUUCUUUUUAAUUUUCUGAAAAGAAUGCUACAAGAAUGAUAUUUUAGUGAUUGCACUUAAAAAUUUGACUGCAAAAAAAAAAAAAAAACAAACAAACAAA
Messenger RNA from Cajanus cajan (pigeon pea), 2896 nucleotides. Its product is annotated as TORTIFOLIA1-like protein 3. Gene Ontology annotation, cellular component: microtubule. The record is from RefSeq and is a predicted model, not a curated record. Gene Ontology annotation, molecular function: microtubule binding. Lineage: Eukaryota; Viridiplantae; Streptophyta; Magnoliopsida; Fabales; Fabaceae.